Molecule: messenger RNA, 1059 nt
Organism: Penicillium olsonii
Lineage: Eukaryota; Fungi; Ascomycota; Eurotiomycetes; Eurotiales; Aspergillaceae
Source: the annotation of a GenBank genome assembly
AUGGCUCUUCUUGUUGAUAAGCUAAGACCACGCACCCUCGAUGCCCUGUCAUAUCACCCAGAGCUCUCCGAUCGCUUGCGCUCGUUGGCGCAAAGUGGCGAUUUCCCCCACCUCUUAGUCUACGGUCCAUCUGGCGCUGGAAAGAAAACACGGAUAAUUGCGACGCUGAAGGAGCUGUAUGGCCCUGGUGUCGAGAAGAUCAAAAUCGAUGCAAGAGUCUUCCAAACGACAAGCAAUCGGAAGCUAGAAUUCAACAUCGUCUCAUCGGUCUAUCACAUGGAGAUCACCCCAGCAGAUGUCGGAAACUAUGACCGGGUCGUUGUUCAAGAAUUGCUCAAAGAGGUUGCACAGACACAGCAGGUGGAUAUGGGUGCGAAGCAGCGCUUCAAAGUUGUCGUUAUCAACGAGGCCGAUCACUUGACGCGCGAUGCUCAAGCUGCCCUCAGACGUACUAUGGAAAAAUACAGCCCCAACUUGCGAUUGAUUCUCUUGGCGAACAGUACCUCCAACAUCAUCGCACCUAUUCGUUCUCGAUGUCUGCUGGUCAGGGUCGCGGCGCCCACCGAGACCGACAUUUGCUCUGCGCUCAGUUUGGCGGGUAAAAAGGAGGGCUGGACAGAGUCAGAUGUCCUUAAUCAGAGAAUUGCGAAGGAAAGUGGACGCAAUCUGCGCCGCGCCCUUCUCAUGUUCGAGUCGAUUUAUGCGCAAAAUGAGAAGGUCACGGACAAGACUCCGAUCCCUCCGCCGGACUGGGAGGCUCUUGUGACUUUGACCGCAGAUGAGAUCCUGGCCGAACGAUCACCAGCUCGUCUGCUGCAGGUUCGCGCUCGUCUUUAUGAUCUCUUGACCCAUUGUAUCCCACCUACCACUAUUCUGAAGACUUUGACUUUCAAGCUUGUCGCAAGAGUUGACGAUGCGCUCAAAUCCGACGUGAUCAAGUGGUCUGCCUUCUAUGAGCACCGCAUCAAGCUGGGAAGCAAAGUUAUCUUCCAUCUCGAAGCCUUCGUGGCCAAAUUCAUGCGCAUUUAUGAGGGAUACCUCAUGGGCAUGGACUUCUAA